AUGAAUCCUCCAUUAAAUACGAUUCAUCAGAUUUACCCACAACUUCAUCCGACAACGGUGAGUCAACAGAAGAAUCCGCCUUCACUACAACCUUCAAAGAAUCAAUGGAAACCAUGGAAUCAGCAGACGAAGGAAAGGAAACGCCUGAAAGGUAUGAUUGAAUGUGGUGCUAAGCAAGGAUUGAAGGAGAGCUUUGACCAAUUUGCAGGAUUGCUUGGUCAAAGAGUCAAACCCGUGAAUCAGUUGAUUGUAUUAGACAAAGAUCAAACGUUGGAGGCUUUGUUGAAUGAUCACCAAUCCUAUUGGGAAUUGGGGGUGGGGUAUUUUUGUAAUUUCAAUGUGUUUUCUACUGUUUUCAUGGUUGUUUAUGCUUUUGUGCAUAUUUUUCUAUGUGAGUCGAAUCGGAUUCAAGGUUUAGAGUUUAAUGGGCUUGAAUUGCCUGAUAGUUUUGGUGAAUUUGUUACGUAUGGAGUAAUUUUCUUCAACUUGGAGCGCAUUUAUAUCAUGGUUUCCCGGUUUGUCCAAGCUAGACUGAGUAGAGGAAACGAUCAUGGUGUCAAAGCUCAAGGUGAAUGA
This is a messenger RNA of Lactuca virosa, 576 nucleotides long. The record is from the annotation of a GenBank genome assembly. NCBI's taxonomy places the organism in Eukaryota, Viridiplantae, Streptophyta, Magnoliopsida, Asterales, Asteraceae.